CUCUGGGGCUAAUUUCUUCAAAACGACUCCAAACGCCACCAAAGUUGUCUGGGGGAGUAAAUGGUCGUAUUUAAUGCUACAAAUAAAGUCCAGGUUGUAAAAAACGAAAGUUAUCCUUUAAAGGUGUACAUGCUUUUUAGUCCGUUUAGUUUCCGUCACGAUGGUGUUUUCAACUGUUUUUCAUCCAGCCAACAGCCCAAAAACAAAUCGAUCAAAGCAGUUAUGCGAAUGGUUGUCUGUGUGUUUUCUGACCAUGAUGCGACUCGUCACUUCCUUCAGCUGUCCAUGUCUUAUUGUGUGUGGCUGCAGAGGAGCUGCAGCAGCAGGCGGCACAGAGCAGCACUCAGAGAGAAGAGAUCAUCCGUCUGAAACAGGAGCUGCCUCGCAGAGAGGAGGCCAUGUCAGUAGCUGUUCUCAGACACCUGCCAGCCUGCAGAGAAAGCGUUCCUGCUGAGAUAAGUGCAGCAUUUUAUUGUUUUUCACCAGGAGAGGGAGACAGCUGGAAAGACGAGCUGCUGGAGCUGGCUCGCUCCAAACAUGAACUCAACAUGUCGGAGCUGCGCUGCCUUCUACAGGUGUGUGAGAAUCAGCAGAAUGACCUGCAGCUUCUGCAGCUGAACCUGGAAAGCGCUCGUGAAACCCUGAGAGAGAAGGCCGGUCAGCGAUUACCUGCCAGUCCGGAUGAGUUAAGACGUGGCUGCCUGGACAACCGGUCACCUUCGUCACUCAGAAUGAAGAACUCAAGACUUUCACAUGAUGCCGCCAAUCUGCAAGGCACAGUCAGCGGCGACCUGGGAGUCUCCUCGGCACACUCGAUGGACGGUGAAGAUCCUCUGUCCAGCUCCUCUCUGCAGCAGCUGUUACAGGAGUCCAUCAUGGCCAGUUCAGAGCACAGCAGCUCCAGACCUCACAGCUCCGUGAACAACAGUGGGACCACUGACCCACUUUGUUCUCACAAGUGCCAGACAUGCCACCACCACCCAGCCACCUCGACAUAUAAGGCCAGUGAAACUCCACCCGAAGCCUGUCCUCGACACGGUGCAAGCCAGACGUGUGGACGGCUCAACGGUGACUGAAGCACGGACUCAUUGUUGUUGGACACUUCAGUUUUUACUAAAGAUUUAAUAAUCAGCGUUGCUGCAGAGCCGGGAGCUGUAUGUGCACAGCUAAACGCUGAACUCAACUGUGUCUCAGGAACAUAAUUAAGUGAUAUAAAUACAGACUGUCAUGAAUUUGCAAGACUUUUUAUCUUGUUUUUAAUUUGAUGCUUUGCUUUGUAUGUUUCCUACGUAUGGAUAUUUUUGGGGGGUGCACCAGAGAUUAACAGACAUGCUGCAUAUUUUAAAAGCCUGCGUCAGCUGUGUAAAGGCUGCAUUGUGUGGACUGGGUGAGAUGUGAAACCAGUCCUACAGGGCUGUUGAGUGGUGAGUCCUUGUUUUGUCUUUCCAGUUUCACAACCUGCAGCUUCGCCUGGUGACUAAGAGGAAAUGUUGAUAGCUGUUAAUUGUUUAGACUUUUCAUUUUUAUCUAGUUCAUUCUACUUUUGAUUAAAAAAUAUAUAUUUAUAUG
Messenger RNA from Chelmon rostratus (copperband butterflyfish), 1569 nucleotides. RefSeq lists its product as uncharacterized. The record is from RefSeq and is a predicted model, not a curated record. The transcript is spliced from 6 exons. NCBI's taxonomy places the organism in Eukaryota, Metazoa, Chordata, Actinopteri, Chaetodontiformes, Chaetodontidae. Bases 399 to 1076 code for a protein of 225 amino acids.